Anopheles moucheti is the source of this 1079-nucleotide messenger RNA. Its product is annotated as putative nuclease HARBI1. The transcript has 4 exons. NCBI's taxonomy places the organism in Eukaryota, Metazoa, Arthropoda, Insecta, Diptera, Culicidae. The record is from RefSeq and is a predicted model, not a curated record. The coding region runs from base 30 to 986 and encodes 318 amino acids.
CUCCACUAUAAAUACAUCGAAUUUAAAGAAUGAUUGCUUCAAUUUUGCUAUCGGAAGCUGAAAAUAGUCAACCAGCUGUUGAAUUGAAGAAUUAUCGUCGAAACUUGCGAAAGAAAUUGGACCCUAUGAGUUUAGAUGAUUCCGCUUUUAGGAACAACUUCAGAAUUUCUAAGCAGUUAUUUAUAGAUAUUCUUCGAAAAAUUACACCUAUAAUAAGUCCCAAACAUAAUCGAGGAUUGACUGCUAAGCAAAAGCUGGCAGCAUCUUUAAAAUUCUUGGCACAAGGUUCAUACCAGCGGGGUGUUGGAAAUGAUUUCACAGUGCCGAUUGGACAAUCCACAUUUAGUGAAAUCUUCGAAGAAACGUUGUGUGCUCUAGAAAAUACACUUAAGCACGUUAUUACACUGGAAAUGACAGAAGAAGAACAAGCUGAUGCACGUAGAUUUUUUUACGAAAAAUCGGGCAUUCCUGGAGCUGUAUUGGCAAUAGAUGGAACGCAUAUCCGAAUAACAGCUCCACAUGAAAAUCCAGUAAUGUAUUACAACCGGAAAGGUUUUUACAGCAUGAAUGCAUUAUUGAUAUGUGACCACCGAAACAUCAUUCGAUAUGUAAAUGCCAGAUUCAGUGGGUCGAACCACGACGCAUUCAUAUUCGACUCCAGUCCAGCAAUAGAAUAUUUUGAAAACAAAUGGAGGAAUGGUGAAAGAGUGUUUAGGCUGUUAGGAGAUUCUGCAUAUCCGACCAAACCAUGGCUUGUGAAACCUUUCGCGAAUGCUCUUCCUGGAAGUCAAGAAGCAGAAUUUAAUACCAAGCAUGCUCAGGCACGUGUAGUUAUUGAAAAAACUAUUGGCAUGCUAAAAGCAAAAUUCAGAUGUCUUAACGGCGAAAGACAAUUGCGCUAUUCUCCAACUAAAGUUGUACGAAUGGUAAAUGUUUGUUGCGCUUUGCAUAACAUUUGUAUUCUUAACAGAAUUCCAGAAGUUUAAUCUGCGAAUAUGUAUUGAUAGUAACAUUUAUUCGAUAUAAAUUCAAUUCAAUGAUAUAAAACCAGGCCAAUCUACCAAUGAUAAAAACUUUCA